This is a messenger RNA of Gaeumannomyces tritici R3-111a-1, 1878 nucleotides long. RefSeq lists its product as hypothetical. The transcript has a single exon. The record is from RefSeq and is a predicted model, not a curated record. Lineage: Eukaryota; Fungi; Ascomycota; Sordariomycetes; Magnaporthales; Magnaporthaceae. The annotation marks the transcript as partial.
AAUCCGCAUCCCUCACCUACAACCCCACCACUUAACAACAGCACCACCGCUUGCACACAAGACAGCAUCACAUCCCUACUACAAACUUUUGUCAAGACCGAGAACACAGUCGCCCUUACCGUCGAGCGCGCCGUCCACGUCACCGGUGGCACCUUUGGCGAAGGCCCGAGCAACCGCGCAUACCCCCAGAACGCCACGAACCUGCCCGAGGUGUGUGCCGUUAUAGUCAGCGUGAUCAACAACACCGCCAGCGAUGACCUAGGUUCCAGAUCCAACUACCGCUUCGGGCUGUUCCUUCCCCCGGCCGCCGACUGGAACGGCCGUUUCCUGGCCGUCGGCAACGGCGGCCAGAACGGCGGCAUCAACUGGCCCGAGAUGGGCCAGGGCCCGCACUACGGCUUCGCCACCGUCUCUACAGACACGGGGCACAGUAGCAACGACGCCACGGACGGCCUGAUGUGGGCGCUGAACCGACCAGACCGUGUAUUUGACUGGGGAUACCGUGCUGUACGAGGCUCCGUCGCCGUCGCCAAGCAAAUCGUCAGGGCGUACUACCACGGCGGCAAGUCCAGGGCUGACGCUGACCGAAAGAAGAAGAUGUGGUCGUACUGGUCCGGCUGCUCCACCGGAGGGAGGCAAGGCCUCAAAGCCAUCCAGGACGACCCCGACAGCUUCGACGGCGCGCUCGUGGGCGCCCCGGGACACGAAGCACCUGUUCCCCUGGAUCGCCAAGAUCGGCAGGGACAACCUCCGCGACGGCGGCACCGUCAUCCUGGACGCGAUCGACCCGUCCAUCAUGGUACCCCUCGCCGCGCGCGUCCAGCUCCUCUGCGACGCCGCCGACGGCAUGGUCGACGGCAUCAUCAGCGCCCCCGAGCGCUGCGCCGCUAUCAACGUGACCAGCCUGGCCUGCCCCGCCGGGCUCCCCGCCGGCACACCGGCUUGCCUGACCCCGGAGCAGGCGGGCGUCGUGCGCAAAGUGUGGGCCGACUACUUCGUUUCCGACGGGAAAGGUGGCCUGCGCCUGGCCAACAACGGGUUCGAGGUCGGCUCGGAGCUGCAGUGGUACAUCUUCCUGGGCGGCAGCGCGCCGAGCGACUUUGACACGCAGUUUGAGCGCUACCUCCUGUACAACGACACGGCCUGGUCGUGGCGCAACUUUUCAAACCAGGUCGUGCUGGACAGCGAGCGCAUCAACCCGGGCCAGGCGACGGCCGACGACUACGACGUCUCGGCGUUCCGCGAGCGGGGCGGCAAGGUGCUCAUGUACCACGGCCUCGCCGACGGCGUCGUGCCCUCGCGCUCCUCGACGCUCUACUACAACCGCACGCUGGACGCCAUGGGCGGCGGGCGGCGCGGGGCAGGCGGUGUCGGCGUCGACGGCUUCCUGCGCCACUUCCAGGUCCCCGGCAUGCAGCACUGCGCCUUCACGCCCGCGGCCGUCAACGCGCCGUGGAUGUUCGCCGGCGCGGGGCAGGCCACGUGGCUGCAGCUGCUCGACCCGGCCCUGACGACGCCCGACGUCCGCGCCGGCUGGGGCACGCCCGGGUUCCGCGGCGACCCCGAGUACGACGCGCUGCUGAAGCUGAUGGCCUGGACCGAGGGGGGAGAGGCGCCCGACAGCAUCAACGCGGUUGCCUACAACGCCGACUGGUCCGUCUACCGCACGAGGAAGCUUUGUCCCUAUCCGCAACGGGCAAAGCUCACGGGACUGAACCCGAACGUGGCGAGCAGCUGGACUUGUGUUGAGGGUUACAAUGGUAUCUGGUAAUGACUGACGAGCGUGAUGUUAUGAUUAAAUUCUGUACAAAGUCUGUUCCGCCCACCCAAAGCAGCGUCGCGUAGUAGUAAUAACUAGGCAUUAAUCCUUUUUCUUCA